Durio zibethinus is the source of this 2057-nucleotide messenger RNA. RefSeq names its product primary amine oxidase 1-like. The record is from RefSeq and is a predicted model, not a curated record. Lineage: Eukaryota; Viridiplantae; Streptophyta; Magnoliopsida; Malvales; Malvaceae. Gene Ontology annotation, molecular function: primary methylamine oxidase activity; copper ion binding; quinone binding. Gene Ontology annotation, biological process: amine metabolic process.
AUGACUAUUCCAAUGUUUGUUCUAGCUUUUCUGCUACAAUGUUGCAUAAAUCUUAGCCUUUAUCAUCCCUUAGAUCCUCUCACCCCAGCUGAAAUCAACCAGGUAAAGCUUAUAGUUGGUAAGUCUAAGCUUGGUUCUCUUCCUAACCUGACAUUUCACUUCGUGGAUCUCGAAGAACCAGAUAAAAAAGAUGUUCUUAAUUGGUUACAUUCAAACAAGCAAAACAGGAAUGCUCUUUCUCGACAAGCCAAGGUGGUUGUUCGAGCGGGAGGUGAGACUCGGGAACUUGUUGUAAACCUGGUCUCUGGUUCAAUCAAAUCGAACCAUGUCUACACUGGUCAUGGUUAUCCUCCUUUCACUUUUAAUGAGUUUUUCCAGGCUAGCAAAUUGCCUCUGCAAUACUCCAAGUUCAAGAAUUCAAUUCUGAAAAGGGGUUUAAAUUUGUCCGAAGUUUCUUGUGUACCUCUCACUGUUGGUUGGUAUGGGGAAAAGGUCACAAAACGAGCUCUUAGAGUUACAUGUUACUACAGAGGAGGGUCGGUUAAUGUCUACGCAAGGCCCAUUGAAGGAAUUAGUAUUUUUGUUGAUGUUGAUUCAAUGCAAAUCACAAUGUACAUUGAUAGAUUCAGAGUCCCUUUGCCUAAAGCAGAAGGAACUGAUUUUCGAUCAAACCAGAAGGCUUAUUUUGUCACCUGUAACCUGACAGAAAAAGGGUUCAAAAUGGAAGGAAACAAAGUCAACUGGGGUAACUGGAAAUUCCACGUCGGAUUUGAUGCUCGGACAGGAAUUGUAGUAUCAACAGCUUCUAUUUUCGACGGAAAAACAAAAAAGUUCCGCCAGGUUCUAUACAGAGGUCAUGUGUCUGAAACCUUUGUCCCAUAUAUGGAUCCUGAAAGUGAAUGGUAUUUCAGGACUUUCAUGGAUAUUGGAGAAUUCGGGUUCGGACGAUCUGCCAGCAGUCUCCAGCCAUUGAUUGAUUGUCCAGAGAAUGCCAUGUAUUUAGACGGGUAUUGGGCAGGGGCAGAUGGAGAGGCACAGAAAAUGCAAAGGGUUAUCUGUAUAUUUGAAAGGUAUUCUGGUGAUAUUGCCUGGAGACAUGCUGAAAUCAAUAAUCCUGGAAAAGUGAUAAGGAGUGGGCAGGCGGAAAAAAGUUUGGUUGUUAGAAUGGUGGCUACCGUGGGAAAUUAUGAUUACGUACUGGACUGGGAGUUCAAGAAAAGUGGCACCAUUAAAGUUGGGGUGGAUUUAACCGGAAUUCUUUUGAUCAAAGGCAGUCCUUACACAAAUAACGACCAGAUAACGGCGAACGUUUAUGGCACGUUAGUAGCGGACAACACCGUCGCCGUUAAUCACGACCAUUUCCUCACAUAUUACCUGGAUCUUGACGUUGAUGGUAACCGCAACUCCUUUGUCAAGGCCAAACUACAAACGGCAAGAGUAACGGACUUUAAUGCUUCACCCAGAAAAAGUUACUGGAAGGUCGUUAAGGAAACCGCCAAAAAGGAAGCAGAUGCCCGUAUCCGGCUUGGCUUAGAGCCGGCUGACUUGUUGAUUGUGAAUCCAAAUGAGAAAACAAAGCUGGGAAACGAAGUGGGUUACCGGUUAAUACCUGGACAGCCGGUGAUUUCUCUAUUGGCAGAUGACGAUUAUCCUCAAAUAAGGGCAGCUUAUACCAAAUACCAAGUUUGGGUGACUGCCUAUAAUAAGUCAGAGAGAUGGGCUGGUGGGUUUUAUGCUGAUAGAAGCCAUGGAGAUGAUGGCUUAGCCGUAUGGAGCAAGAGGAACAGAAUGAUUGAAAACAAAGAUAUCGUUCUAUGGUAUACCGUAGGCUUCCAUCACAUUCCAUAUCAGGAAGAUUUCCCAGUGAUGCCAACCUUUCACGGUGGUUUCGAGCUCCGGCCUGCAAACUUUUUCGAAAGCAACCCAUUGCUUUAACAUGACUGUUCUGUAACAGGUCACGUAAAAUAUAAUUAAGAUUAAAAAAAUAACUUAACCACAGAAUAAUUCUUUUACCUCCAGAGAUUUCCUGCAUGUGACGUAUUUUUUACUUAAACAAA